This is a messenger RNA of Siniperca chuatsi (mandarin fish), 6414 nucleotides long. RefSeq names its product fibroblast growth factor receptor 4 (gene fgfr4). The record is from RefSeq and is a predicted model, not a curated record. NCBI's taxonomy places the organism in Eukaryota, Metazoa, Chordata, Actinopteri, Centrarchiformes, Sinipercidae. Gene Ontology annotation, molecular function: fibroblast growth factor receptor activity; ATP binding; fibroblast growth factor binding. The transcript has 21 exons. Gene Ontology annotation, biological process: protein phosphorylation; positive regulation of kinase activity; regulation of bile acid biosynthetic process. Gene Ontology annotation, cellular component: signaling receptor complex. Bases 802 to 3657 code for a protein of 951 amino acids.
UCUCAGACCAUUGUUGUUGUGACUGCCGUCCGGAGAGCAGCAGAGUGCUGUAGGAGGACUGGUGUGUGACGGACGCAGUCGCUCCUCUCUCUCUCUGCUGUAGAAGUUAAACGGACUGAGGAGGCUGAGCUCCACAUUUGAGCGGCAGAGCUCCGAUCUCACCGGGAUAAACUCACCGAGGAGAGGAGAAGUUGCAGAAGCGCUGCGUAAAGACGCACGUAAAGAGUGAUCCAAGACUACAGUUUAACCGAGUAACCCGUCUUUAUCUAUAUCAGUCUCUUUCUCGCGCCACAUCGGAUCUUUUUCAACAUUUUCAGAGUGAGAAAGGACAGGUUUUUUUUCUCGCGCAAAUCCACUUUCUCGCUCCGUGUUUGGUUUUCUUUCUCUCCAUGGAUUUAGCGUUCUGAGCGGCCGGCUGCAGUGGACUUUGCCCAGGGGAUCACAGCUCUUUCCUCCGGUCACCAGGAGAAACCUGGCAGCUGUGGUUCAUGUUCCAGGGGGCUGUUUUUGAUGGAUUUAUAAGUUCGAUUUAGUUUUCAGCCGGAUAACCAACAGCAGAGACCCGCUCAUAGACUGCUUUGGAAAAGGAUACAGCGGAGCUCCAAAUGAGGAUUUCAAUAUUCACUCGUAUCGACUGGGACAAGGAGUGAUUUCCCCCUGGUGCCAGUCAUCAUUGCGAGAACAGACCGGGAGGAAAGGAUCCAAAUUUAGAGACAUUGUGGUUUUAUGAAGUUUCCAAUGCCAGGGACCGGAGUGUGAGGCCACACCGGCGUGCAUUUCUACCUUUUACCCAUAAGACACAUGCAUCACGUCAAGAAGAUGGCAAGGGUCUGCACGUUCUGCGUUCUCUUGCUCUGUUUGAUGGACAGAGUCUCAGCCAAGGGCAUCGACGAAGGAAGAACUAAAGAUCUUCGGGUCUCCAGGCCUCUGAUCGUGCCAGGUUACCCAGAAAACACCACAGGGGUGGUGGGUGGUCAGGCGAAGCUGCUGUGUAAAGUCCACCGGCCGGUGAACACCAAGGUGCAGUGGCUGAAGACGGAGGUCAGCGCACUGAGAAAGAGCCAGGGAGGACCGCCUCGCCUCAGGGCUCUGACGGCUCUGCAGAGCAACUCGUCCAAGGUGAACACUUUGCAUCUGUCCAACAUCACUCUGGAGGAUGCAGGAGAGUACAUCUGCAUGGCCGAGAGCACCCACGCAGGACAGACAAUACAGGCCAUGCAGUCGGCGUGGCUGGAGGUCCUGCCAGGUACCAUCAUUUCCCAAACUGUGGACCUGACUGCUGCUGAAAUCCCCCCAGAUGUUCUUGAGGACCUGAGUGAAGACACCACAGAACAUCUUCUGUUAGAGCCAGGCAACGUCCUGAAACUGCGCUGUGACAUGAGCACCCAACCUGGCAUGGCGGUGAACUGGUACAAGGAGGGAAACCGAGUUCUGCCCACGCCCCGCAUCCAGAUCCGCGGCGCCAUCAUGGAGAUCACAGACGUAACAUACGAAGAUUCAGGCAUUUAUGUUUGUGUUCUCCGGGGAACCAAAGAGCCUAUGAGGAACUUCACCAUCACUGUGGCAGACUCGUUGGGGUCAGGGGAUGAUGAUGAGGACAAUGGUUUGGAGGACUCAUCAGCUGAGAUCGAAAACGACCAGGUUUACUUCUCCAGAGGUCCCUACUGGACCCACACCCAGCGUAUGGAGAAGAAGCUGUAUGCUGUUCCAGCAGGCAACACGGUGAAGUUUCGUUGCCCGGCCAUGGGCAGCCCCAUGCCAAGCAUCCGCUGGCUCAAAAAUGGACGUGAAUUUAGAGGAGAACAUCGCAUCGGGGGCAUCAAGCUGAGACACCAGCACUGGAGUCUGGUGAUGGAGAGCGUCGUGCCUUCAGACAGAGGAAACUACACCUGCGUGGUGGAGAACAAGUAUGGCUCCAUCGCUCACAGCUACGUCCUCGAUGUCCUGGAGCGUUCCCCACACAGGCCCAUCCUGCAGGCUGGUCUACCAGCCAACACUACAGCAGUGGUGGGCAGCGACGUCCAGUUCCACUGUAAGGUUUACAGUGACGCCCAGCCUCACAUUCAGUGGCUCAAACACAUAGAAAGGAAUGGCAGCCGCUACGGUCCUGAUGGGACGCCCUACGUUCGGGUCCUUAAGACCGGCAGUUUGAACAUGUCAGAGGUGGAGGUGCUCUACUUGGUCGAAGUUACCAUGGAGGAUGCAGGAGAGUACACCUGUCUGGCUGGAAAUUCAAUUGGAUUUGCUCACCAGUCCGCCUGGCUCACCGUCCUCUCAGAAGAGGAAGCAGCAGACACUAUGGACACCAUGGAGACCAAGUACACCGACAUCAUCAUCUACGCCUGUGGUUUCCUGGCUUUGAUCAUGGCCAUCAUCAUCGUGGUGUUGUGUCGAAUGCAGGUACACCCCAGAAGAGAGCCGUUUGACGCCCUCCCUGUCCAGAAGCUCUCCAAGUUUCCUCUUCGCCGACAGUACUCAGUGGAGUCCAAUUCGUCAGGGAAGUCCAGUGCAUCACUGAUGAGGGUGGCUCGCCUCUCAUCCAGCUGCUCUCCCAUGCUGGCUGGAGUCAUGGAGUUUGAAUUGCCCUAUGACCCGGACUGGGAGUUCCCGAGGGAGAAUUUAACAUUGGGCAAACCUCUAGGAGAAGGCUGCUUCGGUCAAGUGGUCAGAGCUGAGGCCUACGGCAUCAACAAGGACUGUCCGGAUCCAGCCACCACUGUGGCGGUUAAGAUGCUCAAAGAUGACGCCACAGACAAAGAUCUGGCAGACCUCAUCUCGGAGAUGGAGCUGAUGAAGGUGAUGGACAAACACAAGAACAUCAUCAACCUGCUUGGAGUCUGCACACAGGAUGGCCCUCUGUAUGUGCUGGUGGAGUACGCCUCUAAAGGCAGUCUGAGGGAGUACCUGCGGGCCCGGCGACCCCCAGGCAUGGAUUACACCUUUGAUGUGACCAAGGUGCCUGAAGAGCAGCUCACCUUCAAAGACCUGCUGUCCUGCGCCUAUCAGGUGGCCAGAGGGAUGGAGUACCUGGCCUCUAAAAGGUGCAUCCACAGAGAUUUGGCAGCCAGAAAUGUUCUGGUGACGGAGGACAACGUGAUGAAGAUUGCGGACUUUGGGUUGGCCAGAGGAGUCCACCAGAUCGACUACUACAAGAAAACCACCAACGGACGGCUGCCGGUGAAGUGGAUGGCACCAGAGGCCUUGUUUGACAGAGUCUACACACACCAGAGUGACGUGUGGUCAUUUGGCGUUCUGAUGUGGGAGAUCUUCACGCUGGGUGGCUCACCAUACCCUGGUAUCCCCGUUGAGGAGCUCUUCAAGCUGCUGAAGGAAGGACACCGCAUGGACAAACCCUCCAACUGCACACAUGAACUCUACAUGAUGAUGCGUGAGUGCUGGCAUGCUGUUCCCACCCAGAGACCCACCUUCAAACAGCUGGUGGAGGAGCUGGACAGAGUGCUGCUGUCCAUCUCUGACGAGUACUUGGACCUGUCGACACCCUUCGAGCAGUACUCCCCGUCAUGCGAGGACACGUCCAGCUCCUGCUCCUCUGACAACGACUCUGUUUUCACGCACGAUGCCUUGUCCACCGACCCCUGCCUCCUGGGCUACCAGGACGUGCGCUCUCGGAUAGACAUGAAGACGGCGCUCCGAUAGACACACAACUAAAGGCACCCACACAUAUACAGACAUGAACACUACAAAGGGGAAACACUACUUGAGAUUCCCAAGUAAUGUAACACAUCUGCUGGCGACCAUAUUGGAGGUUCACAGCUGCAUUUCUAAAGUUAAGUUAAAGUUUUUAUUUUCAUUUCAAGUUUUCCAUUGGCCCCCCAUUAUGGCACCAGCCAAAGCCCUUAGAUAUAGGUAGGCAUUUAUACACGCACAUAAACAUAUACAGACACACAUGUAUGCACGUGGAGCACUGAGGCUGGUGGGCUUCAUUACAUAGUGAUUGAUGGUUUGAAGGAAAACAUUUCAUCGUGGGCAGAAGAACAAGCAGAAAAAAAGAGGACAAACAAAACGUGCUACUUUGGACUAUUAGCUUUGGCACUGUGCCCAAGAACAGUUGUAACGUUGGAAAACUGCGGACGGACAAUGAUCUCCUCACACAAAUUCAACCCAAAACCAGGGCUUGAAACCUGGCUGAUAAAGACAUUUUAACAAAAAAAAAGAUUUAUUUUCCUAUGAUAAAAAAGAAGAAACUGAUUGUUAAAUAUAAAUCUCUUUAUAUAAGAUUAUUUUACUUUUGUGUUGCUUAUUUAAAAAGAAAAGGGUCUUAAAUCUCAGGAUCUCUUGUGCGAAGAAGUUGCUGUAGCAGCAGCAAAGUGCCUGAAUUUAUGAUUUCCUGUGAAUAUAUUAGAAUAUUAAAAUAUUGUAUGUACAUAUCAACAACAGAAAGAUUGAUUGCCUUUUAUAAAUUAUUCUGAAUGACACAAAAUGAAGGUUAUUGGGGGUGAAAGGAGAGAGGAAUUUAAUUAAGUGUGCCAAACCUGUCACAGCUGUCACACUGUCUUUAUGUUCAAGUUUCAUUCCACCAUAUUCAAUUUAGACCAAAUGAUCUUCACCGAUCCCCCAAAUUUACAGAACACAACAUUGGAGUCACUUCCAAAUCACAAACUAACAGUAGAUGCUGUCAAAAAAUUGGUUUACAUCAGCAACUUUUGUAAACAUAUUCCAGACUGUAUUUGGAGUUAUGACCAACUGAGAAACACAAAAUUCUUAUUUCUCAUCGACAACUCAAACCUCAAAUGUAUGUGGUCAAAAAAUUAUGGAUUGGGCCUUUGAAGAUGGCUUAAAAUUUUGGAAUGAAACCCUCCAUUUGUCAUUUUGUAGUAAAUUGCUUCGACCUUCCAGCCCAGGAAAACAAUUUGUGGUUAAAUACCAGAAGGAGCUUGUUGCUGUUGUUGGGGCGAAAACCACCUACAUUUUUUAGAUCUCACAAACUCUAAUGCAUUUCUUAAGUUAUAAAAUGAGUUUUGACAGGUCUCAAAGCACCAAAGGUUAUGAGACGGACUCAUUUUACAUGUAUAAGCAACCAUGUAAACUUUGAGACAGCAUUACGUGGCCUCCUCUAACAACAACUUUACUCUUUCAGUCUUUGCCUACAUGACUGCUUUGUCAGGGACAGUGUGUCCAGGGUGGGACUCGUCCUGAAAGGAGGACUGACGAUUCAGCAUGGGGACUCUGUUGGGGAGCUGGCCCAAGCCCACUGUCACUGCUGACAAGGAGAGGAGGGCAGAGGGGGGGCACUGAAUGUGAAAGCCAGUGUGAUUGAUUUCAAAUAGAGGAGAAGGGGGAGGGACCCUCCUUUGUCUGGCUGUAACCCUUCACCCAGCCCAAUCUGUUGGCGAGGGGUCCUCAGGUCUGCAGCCUGGCCGGACAAUGGAGGCUUUGCAGGCUUAAUGGGUGUGACUACGGACCAGAGGGAGUUUUGGGGGGUGGUGGUAUGGGGUUAGCUUGGGCUUGUGUGCAAAUGAAGAGGCUCUUAUUAUGGUAAUGUCUCCUCUUCUCUCCCAAAUGCCCCUAUCUUUAUCCCCAUAGCUACCAUCUUUUAAAUUACAACUCUUAAUUCAGAUUUGCUACUCCGCCGCUGCUACCAGGACCAGCUGCAGAAAAUUCCCCUGUGGGGUAAAAUGCCGACUGAGUCCCAGUCCACGUCCCAAAUCUGACCACAGACAAAACGAUUGAGACACAAACAAAAUAACCACUGACAGUUGUGUUGAAAGAGAUUUCCACAAAAGAGAUCAAAUUGUAUGAUCAGCUAAUAUGAUAUCUUUCUCCAGAUCUCUGAUCACUCAAAGGCCAGCCCUGUCAAAGACAGUUUGUAAUUGGUCAAUGGUGCAAAUUUGCGUGUCAAAAUUCACCAAAGUUUACCAAACCCGGAAGCACAGCACAAAUUUGCCUACUCUCCACUGAUUGCGGAGAUUCCAUUGUACUUAAUUGAUUUUGAUCUGAAGUUUGUCUGGUGUGACCUUCAGUCUUUUGAAACAAAUGUCAUUUGGCUAAUUUCUGCAUCACCAAUCGUAUUGCUCCAUUGCUCUCUGGUCCUUUUUUUCUUUCAAGUGUUGGAAAGUUUAAAGAAAAACGGAGGGUUUCAUUCCAAAAUGAUUUAAAUUGUGAAUUAAUUGUCAACCAUUUCAUCUAGUUUGCAUUUUAUGCUGUCAGUCAUCUUGUGACAGUUGGUGUCACUGAUGAAUAUCUCAUUUUGGAAUGAAGCUCUUACAUUUACAUACACAAAGUGUCCGGAUACAUUUGCAUCUUUACAUUCCAGUUAUCUGCUCUUCUCUCAGAUACAAACUGUAAACAAUCACAACGUUCUUAAACAUUUCCUCAAGAGAAUUAUUUUAGAAAUAUCUAAUUUAUUUGUUUAUUGUUUUGUUUUUAUAUGAAAUAAAGUAUAAUUUAAAAGCA